This is a messenger RNA of Penicillium taxi, 315 nucleotides long. RefSeq lists its product as uncharacterized. The transcript has a single exon. NCBI's taxonomy places the organism in Eukaryota, Fungi, Ascomycota, Eurotiomycetes, Eurotiales, Aspergillaceae. The coding region runs from base 1 to 315 and encodes 104 amino acids. The record is from RefSeq and is a predicted model, not a curated record.
AUGGUUCAGAAGCCGCGGGAGGAGGUUGGCAAGCGAAGGACUUCUGUUUACGGGGUGGCGACUGACACCAGCACUUUUCACUUCAUCAAGUUGGAUGAGAAAUCCGUCUUUUGGGUUAUCCCAGUGGGCCCCGCAGAUGGAAAAAAGGGCAAAUACUCAAAGAUUCUUCGGAUCUUAGUUUAUAUGAUCCGAAAAGCAGCGACAACCUCUCCCACCCACUCCAAAGAGUCAACAGGCAAUAAUGAUGAUGGACCAAUUUCGCUAGAUGACAUGCAAAAUGCUGAUAUCAAGGCGAUUUUGAAAAGAAAGAGAUAA